GAGGAGGUUGUCUUCAAGACGCGGGAAUAAAGGAGAGGAGAAGCCCAUGUGAGAAGUCAUGUGACGAAGGUUGGCUACGUAUCCAGCUCCUUGGGUGAGCUGGUAGAGACACAUCCUUACGUGUGAUGAUCCAGUUGGGCUACACUGGUGAAAUCAAGAAACAAGCAUUCGUUUGUCUUAACUGAUGAGUGGGGAUGUUCAAAUGGAAUGACUUACCUUGCACGAAAAUGGACUACGAGCAGAGGCUCAAAGCAGCGGCCCACUUCAUCAUCUCGAAUGACCGCAGCCGAAUGGAAGAAGAUUUGAACUGUACAGAUUUGGGUAUCUCUGCUACGUUGAAACCCCACCAGGUCGAAGGAGUUUCUUGGCUUAUCAGGAGAUUCACCCUCGGAGUCAACGUCAUCCUCGGAGACGAGAUGGGCCUCGGGAAGACUCUGCAAGCCAUCUCUUUCUUGAGUUAUUUGAAGGUCCACCAGAUGUCCCCUGGGCCAUUCUUGGUAUUAUGUCCACUCAGUGUGACAGAUGGUUGGAUGUCUGAAUUCACCAACUUCUGUCCAACUUUGAGGGUUCUUAGGUAUGUUGGCGAUAAGGGACUCCGCUGCGAUAUAAGGAGGACAAUAUAUGAGCAUGUAAAGCAACAAUUGCCAUCAUCUGAUGUAAAAUCUGCUUUACCAUUUGACGUGUUGUUGACAACUUAUGACAUAGCAUUGUUGGAUCAAGAUUUUCUUUGUCAAAUUCCGUAGCACUAUGCAGUAAUUGAUGAAGCUCAACGGCUUAAAAAUCCUUCCAGUGUUUUAUACAAUGUACUUGAGCAAUGUUUUCUCAUGCCAAGACGGUUAUUGAUGACAGGAACUCCUAUCCAAAAUAACCUUUCUGAGCUUUGGGCUUUGAUGCAUUUUUGCAUGCCGUCAAUCUUUGGGACAUUAGAACAGUUUAUUUCCACAUUCAAGGAAGCUGGAAUUUCUUCAGCAGGUCAUGAUGCAGCUAAAGUUAAGGAACAGUUCAAAAUUUUAAAAUAUAUAUUGAGAGCAUUUAUGCUUCGGCGAACAAAAUCAAUGCUCAUUGAGAGGGGAACUCUCAUGCUACCAGCUCUUACAGAGAUUACCGUGAUGUCUCCACUAGUUCCCCUGCAAAAGAAAGUCUAUAUGUCAAUAUUGAGGAGAGAACUUCCUGCACUUCUUGCAUUAUCCUCGGGAGCAUCAAGUCAUCAGUCAUUACAGAAUAUGGUAAUACAGCUUCGAAAGGCAUGCAGCCACCCUUACCUUUUCAAUGGUAUUGAGCCUGAACCUUAUGAAGAAGGCGAACACCUGGUUCAGGCUAGCGGGAAACUAAUUGUUUUGGACCAGCUACUUCAGAAGCUCCAUUCUGCAGGGCACCGUGUUCUUCUUUUUGCUCAGAUGACACAUACACUUGACAUUCUUCAAGAUUUUCUAGAGUUACGCAAGUACACUUAUGAGCGUCUUGAUGGAUCUAUUCGGGCAGAGGAGAGGUUUGCUGCAAUAAGAAGUUUCAGCCAGCAACUAGUUAAAGGCACGUCAAAAACUCAGGCUAAUCAACAUGGUGCAUUUGUCUUUAUGAUUUCAACUCGAGCAGGAGGAGUUGGUCUGAAUCUUGUUGCUGCUGAUACUGUCAUAUUUUAUGAGCAAGAUUGGAAUCCUCAGGUAGAUAAGCAAGCCCUGCAGCGAGCCCACCGCAUUGGACAAAUGAAUCAUGUCCUGUCUAUAAACCUAGUGUCAGCACAUACUGUGGAGGAGGUUAUCAUGCGAAGAGCAGAGAGGAAAUUGCAUCUAAGUCGUAAUGCGGUUGGAGAGGAUGAUACUCAUGGGGAAGGGAAAGAAGCAGGAGCUGAAGCUGGUGACUUGCGAUCUCUUAUAUUUGGGUUACAUAUGCUUGACCCCACAGAUAUCGAUGAAAGCUCAGGUGGAGUGAAUAUGGUGGAACUGAAUGCAAUGGCUGAAAAGGUAAUUGAAAUGCGCACUCAUGAACCAUCAGACAGGGGUGAUGAAAAUGACCGGAAAUUUGAGAUUAAUCCGAAGGAUUUGUUGAAUAGAGAUGAUAUAUCCGCAAAAAGCAGUUCUAUGUCAGUUAGUUUUGAUCCUGGUCUUGAUGAGGCUUCAUAUCUGUCAUGGAUUGGAAAGUUAAAAGAAGCAUCACAAUCAAUUGAAGCUUCCACUGUGGAGUUGGGAAGGAAAAGAAACCCAUCUGAAACAAGGCAUCAUAAACAUGAAGCUGACCAGAAGAAGGCAGAGGAGAAGAAGUUGAAGUGGGAAGCUCUUGGUUACCAGUCAUUAGCCAUCAAAGACCCUGUUUGGGUCAUGGAUGGUGACAUAAUGUCAGAUUCAGGAUCUGUGGAAUUCGUUUAUGGAGAUUGUACAAAACCAACAAAAGUUUGCCCAUCUGAACUGACCAUAAUUUUCAGUUGUAUUGAUAACUGUGGGAAUUGGGGUCGUGGAGGAAUGUUUGAUGCACUAGCCAAUCUUUCUGCGAGCAUCCCAGAUGCAUAUCAGCGGGCUUUUGAAUGUGGGGACCUUCACCUGGGUGACUUACAUCUUGUAAAAAUCAAUGAGGUCAAUGGUGAAAAUAACACGGAUGGAAAUACUCCACAGUGGGUGGCUCUAGCCAUUGUACAAUCAUACAACCCUCGCCGUAAGGUUCCUCGUAGCAAUAUCUCUUUACCAGAUUUGGAACAAUGCUUACUGAAGGCAUCUUUCUCAGCUGCUCAGAACUCUGCAUCAAUUCAUAUGCCAAGAAUAGGCUAUCAGGAUGGCAGUGACCGUUCAAACUGGUACGUGGUAGAACGCCUUCUGCGAAAAUAUGUGUCCAUCUAUGGCAUAAAGAUUUUUGUGUACUAUUUCAGACGCCCAUCUUAAAGAGAGAAGAUGUUGGUAUGUAUGGUUAAAAUAUCAACAUAAGAAAGCAUGUUCUUGAAAUUGUAUGUAUAAAAACUUCAAUAUAGGAUGCAUUUUCGGAGUAUGGUGUGGAUGAAUCCUGUUAGGUUGAGCACUGAAGGCUGUUUUUGAUGCAGUAUUGAGCAUUGAAUUGAAUUUGCAGUUAUUUGUCUAGUAGAGCUGAAAUUACCAAAUUGUAAUUUCCUCUGAUAGCAUUCAUGCUGAAGUUGCAAUUACAUUAUUUUUCAAGUUGGACA
Molecule: messenger RNA, 3145 nt
Organism: Magnolia sinica
Lineage: Eukaryota; Viridiplantae; Streptophyta; Magnoliopsida; Magnoliales; Magnoliaceae
Product: probable helicase CHR10
Exons: 19
Biological process (GO): chromatin remodeling; DNA repair
Molecular function (GO): DNA helicase activity; ATP binding; ATP-dependent chromatin remodeler activity
Source: RefSeq, a predicted model, not a curated record